UUAUCCGACUCUGGGGAUAGAAGCAAGAAUGCUGGGAAUGCUUUCUACUAUGAAAUAAGGCAAUUAUGCUCAUAUCUUUUGGAUUUAAAGCGUGCUUCAGCUGAGGAAAUGCGUAGAAGUGUCUAUGCUAACUACACAGCAUUCAUUCGCACAUCAAAAGAGAUAUCAGAUUUAGAGGGGGAGCUUUCGUCAAUGAGAAAUCUGCUAUCUACUCAGGCAACUUUGAUUCAUGGUUUAGCAGAGGGGGUUCAUGUUGAUUCACUGUCUACCUGUGUUCCUGAUAGUUCUAUUGCUGAUGAAUUGUCUAAUUAUGAACUGAAAGAACCUUCAGAUCUAGAGAAGCGGUUGAAGGAGUUUCCUGAUUUACUUGAUGUUCUGUUAGCUGAGAGGAGAGUGGAAGAAGCUCUUGAAACCCUUGAUGAAGGGGAACACAUAGUUUCUGAAGCAAAAGAAAAGAAAUCAUUGAGUCCAACUGUACUUUUGUCGCUGCAAACUGCUAUUAUUGAACAUAGACAAAAGUUAGCAGAUCAGCUUGCUGAAGCCGCUUGCCAACCUUCUACACGUGCAGUGAGCUACGUGCUGCUAUUUCAGCCCUUAAAAAGCUUGGGGAUGGCCCUCGUGCUCAUAUAUAACAUGCAAAGCCUUCGUCCCUCGAGCACCUCAUAUGGAGGCGCAUAUACUGCUGCACUUUCACAGCUUGUGUUCUCUGCCAUUGCUCAAGCAGCCAGUGAUUCUUCUGCUAUAUUUGGUAAAGAGCCAGCCUACACUUCUGAGCUUGUGAUGUGGGCAACAAAGCAAAUUGAGGCUUUUGCUCUCCUAGUAAAAAGACAUGCAUUAGCUUCAUCUGCAGCUGCUGGAGGUUUAAGGGCUGCAGCUGAGUGUGUGCAAAUAGCUUUGGGUCAUUGUACCUUGCUGGAAGCUCGUGGCUUGGCACUCUGCCCUGUGCUUCUGAAACUCUUCAGACCUAGUGUUGAACAAGCACUAGAUGCUAACAUAAAGCGUAUUGAAGAGAGCACUGCAGCCAUGGCUGCUGCUGAUGAUUGGGAACUUACUUACCCUCCUGUUACACGUCAAUCUGGCAGAUCUUCAAGUUCAUCUCUUGGUGCUUCGGCAUAUCAGCAUAAACUUUCUAGUAGUGCCCAUCGGUUCAAUCUGAUGGUUCAGGAUUUCUUUGAGGAUGUAUUUAAUUCAUAUGUUAGCAUGCUUAUAAAAGCAUUACCUGGUUCCAUGGAAGAAGAAGCAAACUAUGAAGAUGAACUUUUACCUCGUGCAGCCAUGAAGCUGACACCAUUGUCUCAGGCUAACUAUAGAGAUGAUCCUCGUAGAAAACCUGUAGAUAGGCAAAACCGUCAUCCUGAGCAGAGAGAAUGGAGAAGGCGUCUUGUUGCUUCAGUAGAUAGGCUAAAGGAUAGCUUUUGUAGACAGCAUGCUUUGGAUCUUAUUUUCACUGAGGAUGGUGAUAGUCAUCUUAAUGCAGACAUGUAUAUAAACAUGGAUGGAAAUGUAGAUGAAAUAGAAUGGUUUCCCUCCCCAAUUUUCCAGUCUUGCUCCUCCGGGAGCUUAGAACCUAGUAAUACAGCUGAGAAGUGU
Messenger RNA from Thlaspi arvense, 1590 nucleotides. NCBI's taxonomy places the organism in Eukaryota, Viridiplantae, Streptophyta, Magnoliopsida, Brassicales, Brassicaceae. The record is from the annotation of a GenBank genome assembly.